Messenger RNA from Clupea harengus (Atlantic herring), 2144 nucleotides. It is a transcript of the gene slc25a26, whose product is annotated as solute carrier family 25 member 26. Lineage: Eukaryota; Metazoa; Chordata; Actinopteri; Clupeiformes; Clupeidae. The record is from RefSeq and is a predicted model, not a curated record. Gene Ontology annotation, biological process: transmembrane transport.
GAGGUAGCUUACUCAGUCACAUGACCAUACCAGGAAGGGAAUGCGAAUCCAAAAUGGCAGCGUCCUUGAUAAACAUGGUUUUGCGGUUGUGAAGUGUCACACAUGAGUCUGUCGUGCAAGUUGCAUUUAGAGUGGAGGAAUGAAAGCUGUCGAGACAAUACUCUUUUAACACAACAUGGAUAGAAGAGAAUUCACCGCGUCUCUUGUGGCAGGUGGCUGUGCAGGGAUGUGUGUUGACCUCACCCUCUUCCCUCUGGACACCAUUAAGACCAGGCUGCAGAGCCAGCAGGGCUUCUCCAAGGCCGGGGGCUUCCGAGGCAUCUACGCAGGGGUCCCGUCCGCAGCCAUCGGCUCCUUUCCCAAUGCUGCAGCAUUCUUCGUCACCUACGAGAGCGCCAAGUCCCUGCUCGGCACUGCCGUCUCGCCACACAUGGCACCUGUCACUCACAUGCUCGCCGCCUCCCUCGGAGAAAUAGUGGCCUGUCUGAUCCGUGUGCCCACCGAGGUGGUGAAGCAGAGGACCCAGGCAUGCCCCUCCACCAACACAUACCAGGUGCUUGUGUCGACACUCAGAGCCGAGGGUUUCAAGGGCCUGUACCGAGGCUAUAGCAGCACAGUGCUCAGAGAGAUCCCCUUCUCUCUGGUGCAGUUUCCACUGUGGGAGUACUUGAAGAGUCUCUGGUCACGGAGGCAAGGUCACACGCUGUAUUCUUGGCAGGCGGCAGUGUGCGGAGCUUUUGCAGGUGGAGUUGCAGCGUUGGUCACCACACCUCUGGACGUAGCGAAGACCAGGAUCAUGCUGGCAAAGGCGGGGACGAGCACGGCCAACGGGAGCCUCCCCCUGGUGCUGUGUGAGGUGUGGAGGAGUCAGGGAGUGACGGGGCUCUUUGCAGGAAGUAUUCCCAGGAUGACAGCCAUCAGCCUGGGCGGCUUCAUCUUCCUGGGGGCGUAUGAGAAGGUGCGACGCACCAUGCUUUCAUGACCGGCCCUUGGGAGGAUCACAGUUGAGCCUUCAACUCCUGACCCCCCCCCCCCAUCAACCAAUGAGGCCCCAGUUUGAGCUGGUCAGUCAUUUGGGGGAAGUGCUGGGGGUGCGGGGGGGAGAUAGAUGGACACCUGGUGCUUGGAGAAGCAGGCCCCCUAUCGUAUUACCUAGCGCAAUGCAUUCUUGGUCAUCAGUGCAGAGCAGAUUGGGUUUAACUGUUUGAAUUCCAGUUAUUUAACAACACAGAUCAUUUUCAAACAGAUACCUCCAAUGACAAUGCCAUGAGAUGUAUUCUGUUUUGUGUGCAUGGUUCAAGAUUAUGCAUUAAAACGCUGUUUUUGUUUUAAUUGUUUGUUUGUUUGUUUGUUUGUUUAUUUGCCGUUGAGUCUUUAUUUGACUCAGUUUCACUUCCACUAGUUGCAUAGUUGAGGGCAGUAUGUGAACGUUUCAGUAUACUUGUGAUUGUAGCAUUGCUACAGUCAGUGCAAAUGAAAAAAAUGUCAUCGGCAAUUCCAGUGUUUGAAGAGUAGAACCAUAUAUACAGAGCACAGAUAUGACCCUGCACACAAAACAAACUUGCUUAUAUACAAAACAGUAAUAAAACAUAUAUAUAUAUACUUAUAUAUAUAUGAUGGACCAUCUGCUUACAAGAUUUUGUAAGCAGUGAAUUGUACAAGACUAUGAAACAGUUUGAAGGAUAAAUGUCUAAAUGAAGAGGGAAAUGCAUGCUGGGAACUGGGCAUGUGGACAGGACUGGCUUCCUGAAGGUUGCCGUGCCUCCAGCCAUCCAGCACAACCCUUAUUCCCUUCUGGGCACCUCAGCCUCACAGACUCUAUGAGUGGCAUAUACAGUACAUAUGCACACACACAUAUGUGCACACAUAUAUACACAUAUACAUUGCCUCUAUAGGCUGGUAUCUCUACAAAAACGUUUUCCAACUUAAUAUUUUUCUUGAUUUUUAAAAACCUGCUUUAUGUACUCAUGUACUUCAUGUAAAACAUACAAUUAUAAUGGAUACACCUUGAAAUAUACAAGCAGCUAUCACUUGGGUCAAAGCAUUACUCAACAAGUGCUACGUGUUAAAAUCAUUUCAAACGGAGGUGUUAGCUGAGGUAGAUUUCUCAAAAAUUGCCCCGAAUAAAAGAAGUUUAAACUUCA